AAGGGGCCCUGGGCGCCCGAGGAGGACGCGCUCGUCGUCGAGCUCGUGGAGCGCCACGGGCCCAAGAAGUGGUCCACGAUCGCCGCGCACCUGCCCGGGCGCGUGUCGAAGCAGUGCCGCGAGCGCUGGCACAACGUCCUCGACCCGGAG
Messenger RNA from Aureococcus anophagefferens, 150 nucleotides. RefSeq lists its product as hypothetical. The transcript has a single exon. The annotation marks the transcript as partial. The record is from RefSeq and is a predicted model, not a curated record. NCBI's taxonomy places the organism in Eukaryota, Pelagophyceae, Pelagomonadales, Pelagomonadaceae.